AUGCAGGCUGCGAAAGAGAAGGGGAAGGAUAUGGCAAGCGCGGUCAAGGAGAAGGUGAAGAAGCACUCGGCCAAGGCCGAGGAGAAGGUGGAGGAGACAACGGCUCGAAGCCGCGAAGAGAAAGAGAUGGCCCGAGAGCGGGGGAAGGCGAGAGAGGCCCAAGCCAAGGCAGAGCUCCACGACGAGAAAGCCGGGCACAGGGAGGAGACCGCCGCUCAUCGUGGCACCCACGUUCCCCUCACUGGGCUGUAUCAUAAUCGUCCUGUUGGUACUGCUGCAGCUCCCACCCGAACCACUGACCCGACUUACCCGGCCUCUGGUGGCCGCCCAGCCGGUGAAAAAUACCUGUAG
This is a messenger RNA of Elaeis guineensis (African oil palm), 351 nucleotides long. RefSeq lists its product as uncharacterized. NCBI's taxonomy places the organism in Eukaryota, Viridiplantae, Streptophyta, Magnoliopsida, Arecales, Arecaceae. The record is from RefSeq and is a predicted model, not a curated record. Gene Ontology annotation, biological process: embryo development ending in seed dormancy.